AUGAUACAAACAGAUGACUGUGAGGUACAACAGGAAGCAGUGGAAUUGAAGAACGACCGAACGCUUCUAGUUAAGUUUAAUGAGGUCACGCUAGACAGCUUUUGGGUGGCUCUUAACAAUGAAUACCCUCGAUUAUCGAAAAAGGCUAUUGAAGUGCUCCUUCAGUUUUCUACGUCUUGGUUAUGUGAGCAUGGCUUUAGUGCACUAACAAAUAUAAAAACAAAAAAACGCAACAGACUCACAAAAACAACUAUAGAAGACGAUAUGAGACUCGCUCUUUCCACCAUCAACCCUAGGAUUCCAUAA
Macrosiphum euphorbiae (potato aphid) is the source of this 306-nucleotide messenger RNA. NCBI's taxonomy places the organism in Eukaryota, Metazoa, Arthropoda, Insecta, Hemiptera, Aphididae. The record is from the annotation of a GenBank genome assembly.